AUGACAAGAGUGAAGGAGGAGUUGGACGAGUUCAACAUCCACGUGGCCAGGCACCGGCCCGAGGAGCUCGCCAAGCUGGCCAAGACCACCAAAUUCACACGCAAGGAGAUCCAGCUCAUCUACCGCGGCUUCAAGCAGGAGUGUCCCACUGGCAUGGUCGAUGAGGAGUCCUUCAAGAAUAUUUUCUCUCAGUUCUUCCCGCAAGGAGAUGCGAGUCAGUAUGCGCAUUAUGUGUUCAACACCAUCAAACAUAAUCAGACAGGGAAAAUUAGUUUUGAGGACUUCCUUGGCAUCCUGUCGAAGGUGUCGAGAGGCAGCGUGCAGGAGAAGCUGCAGUGGAUCUUCGGCCUGUACGACCUCAACGGCGACGGGCUCAUCACAAAGAACGAGAUGCUGGACGUGGUCUCCUCCAUCUACGAGAUGCUGGGCCGCGCCACCGACCCCGUCGUCGAGGAGAACUCCGCCAAGGAGCACGUCGAGAAGAUAUUCCACCAAAUUGAUACCAACAAGGAUGGUGUGGUGACUAUCGAUGAACUGGUGGAAUGGUGCUCACGAGAUGAGCGCAUUCUGCAGUCACUGGAGACUCUCGACACUGUCUUGUGAUCCUUGCUGCUUCAAGAGACUCUGAUGUCCUCUUUGUCCAUGGUGGUUUCUACUCCACUUCUAUCAACACCGGUCUUGGAACACAGCAGUUUGGUAACAUGACGCAGUCCGGCAUCUACAGUGCAUGCCACCUGUUGGCAAGUACUGUAAAUAAAACAUUCAGUGCUGCGAACAGAUGGCGAUCAACAGACGUAGAGGGAAUGGUGCAGUUAUGUGGGCAAUAUUAUCAUGAGAUAGCAUAACACAAUCCCUCCUUCCCAGCAACACCACCAAAUAAACUUUUCAAUGCUGUUUCAGCCAAUGUACAACGGAACCCUGCUCGUGAGUGAAAAGAAGUAUGCUCACUAGGUUUCCACCUGCUAGAUUGACACCACUGAGAACUUCCACUUCCUAUUUGUUGAAGCAGAUUAACAUUGUUAUGAUUGUUUCCAUCACUUUUGCUACAUUUUGUGAAAAAUGCAAGAUGCUUACGUGUGUGUGUGUGUCUGACCUGUACAUUUUUAGCCUUUUGCAGUGCCAUUAAACUAGA
Messenger RNA from Schistocerca nitens (vagrant locust), 1132 nucleotides. Its product is annotated as Kv channel-interacting protein 4-like. NCBI's taxonomy places the organism in Eukaryota, Metazoa, Arthropoda, Insecta, Orthoptera, Acrididae. Bases 1 to 603 code for a protein of 200 amino acids. Gene Ontology annotation, molecular function: calcium ion binding. The transcript is spliced from 6 exons. The record is from RefSeq and is a predicted model, not a curated record.